CCUUGGAGGGGCGGACUCAGGAUAAAGAGUCUGAAGCGGACCUUGGAAGAGUCAGAAGCAUAUCCGGUGUUUAAAGAGCUUUGUGGGCUCCGAAGAGGCGAUUGAGAAGUGUGAAGGCCGCAUCCCACAGACUCUGGCAUCAUGAAUAUAUUUGAUCGGAAGAUCAACUUUGACACGCUCUUAAAAUUUUCCCAUAUAACCCCCUCGACACAGCAGCACCUGAAGAAGGUCUACGCCAGUUUUGCCCUAUGUAUGUUUGUGGCAGCUGCGGGGGCCUAUGUCCAUGUGGUCACUCAUUUCAUUCAGGCUGGCCUGCUGUCUGCCCUGGGCUCCCUGGGAUUGAUGAUCUGGCUGAUGGCCACACCACACAGCCGCGAGACCGAGCAGAAGAGACUGGGGCUUCUUGUUGGAUUUGCUUUCCUUACAGGAGUUGGCCUGGGCCCUGCUCUGGAGUUGUGCAUUGACAUCAACCCCAGCAUCCUCCCCACGGCCUUCAUAGGCACAGCGAUGAUCUUCACCUGCUUCACCCUCAGCGCGCUCUACGCCAGGCGCCGUAGUUACCUCUUUUUGGGGGGUACCUUGAUGUCAGCCAUGAGUCUGAUGCUUUUGUCUUCCCUGGGGAACCUGUUCUUUGGAUCCAUUUGGCUUCUCCAGGCAAACCUGUACUUGGGGCUGCUGGUCAUGUGUGGCUUUGUCCUUUUUGAUACUCAACUCAUUAUUGAAAAGGCUGAAAAUGGAGAUAAGGACUAUAUCUGGCACUGCAUUGACCUCUUCUUGGACUUCGUCACUCUCUUCAGAAAACUCAUGAUGAUCCUGGCUUUGAAUGAGAAGGACCAGAAGAAAGAGAAGAAGUAAAAUGACCACCCAGCCUUUUCCGUUCGGCUUCCUCUCCCUCCACCCCCUCCUUUUCUCUCUGCACACAUUACACGUGGUGUGAUCUCUGAUAAUGAAAAGCAUCAGAAAAGCUUUUGUACUUUGUGGUUUUCUCUAUUUUGAAUUUUUUGAUCAAAAAACUGAUUAGCAGAACAAGUUUGGAGUUUGGCUUCGUAUUCCUAGAGUUCUUCCCCAUUCUUUUCUCUCAUCCCCAUCCCUAGCUUCUUUCUCUGCUGAGGCAGCCAGUCCAUCGUGAUGAGUGAGGCCGCACAGGGAGACGACGCCAGGAGGCUGCUUUGGGACCAGGCUGCGCCGGGUGGAUCUGCAUUGCUGGGUAGAGGCGCCUCGGCCCUUCCUCGGUGCUGGUUGGUCGGUGCACAGUCCCUGCGGCGCAGGCGGUGUUUUCCUUUGGAAAGAAGUUUGCUGGUCCUGUCGUUAUGCAGGCUUAGUCUGUCUGAGCUGUCAGCCCCACAGAGGAAAGGAAGAGCCUCUUCUGGUGGGCGCUUUGCUUCCGAGCUGCCCAAGUGGCUGCUAGUCUGACAAACACUGUCUGCUUCGCCAUCACAAAAGGAAUGUGGAUCUGUAUGUGUUCUCCUCCCUACUCUUUCCUGUCUCGUGUCUGACCCUCACGGAAUCCGCCUGCCUGCCAUCCCUGGGGUGGGAGUGGUUCAGCCCAAAGGGAAGACUAAUUCUUGUUGGCACUUAAAAAAAAAAAAGGCUGAUGGUGUAUGGCAUGGUAGAGCCUAGAAUUCCCAGAUUUCCCCAUGUCUUUAUUUUUUAUUGGUUAUCACCUAAGUUACUGAGUGGCCCCUACCAGGUGGCUGUGAUUAAACAUCCCGGAGAGGAAGAUCAGGGGAAGAGAAUGGCCAAGCCUCUGACUGGUAAUUGUAACUAAUCCUGCCAGACAAACUUGUUGGGACAAAAUCUCUACUGAGUGGUUCUUUGUUCAGAUCAACAGUACGGGGCUGUGAUGGCUUGUGGGGCAGCAUUCACACCUGUCCUUUGGUGCAUUUUUGUUAUCUCCCAUCUGGUAAUGUCCUUCCUGAUAGUAGUUAUUGUCAAGCCUGAAACUUGGGGCAGGAAAUAAAUGUUUAUUUUAUACAUGCAUUUUAGUUUUGGCUCUACACCUGUUCUCUGUAAUUCUGCAGCCUUCCUGGCAGGGUCCAGGUGACCAAGCCUGCAAGAUACCGAAUUCUCUGCAGCUUUGUGGUUGCAAAUGGAGGGAGAGUAGUGCUGGUGGGGACCACCAGCUCCUCCAUGGGCUGCACAGUCAGCUGGCCCAGAUGGAUGGUGCUUGGUAGCACCUGUGGCUCUGGCUACUCACAGGGCUGCAGUGAAGGGGGGACAGCCACGGAAAGGGUACUGCCCAUAGGACACCGUUUUUGGCUCUGCCUGUUUGCACCCAGCACACAGUUUGACCCAGUGACUACUGAUUUGCAGUGCACCAUCUCGGGAAAAGAUUUGUUCCCAGGUUGUGGUUCCUGAGUGGUGUGCCACCUGGAUGGCUCACUGCCCCAGAGGUGCUGCCCUCUGAGCUGCUGCCUCCAGCUUCUGGCUUGAAAACGUGCUAGGACCCCCUUCCCACUAACACCCCCCUUUACAAUGCCCUGCGUUUGUUGAUUCUUUGUUAGGCCUGGGAAUCCCAGUUCCAUCUCUCGAAGCCAAACUCCACCUCUUGUGCUUUUUUUUUUUUUGCUUGGGUUAAAGGAGUUUUUCUUUAGAAACAGUGCCAAGAAUGAUGAGAUACAAAAAAAUUACUUUUAAAGAAAAUGUCUAACAGGUUUUUAAAACAGUAAUCACUGUAAUUAUCACUUUCUUUUCUAGUUCCCUGCUUUUAAGCUCAGGCUGCGUUCUCUAACAUACUGUGAAGAAGAAGGUGUUUUUGAUCAGAAAUAUAUGAAAUCUACAUAGUCUUAAUUUGUAAAAAAAAUAAUAAUAAUAAUAAAGAAAAUUCCUUAACCUUU
Molecule: messenger RNA, 2837 nt
Organism: Artibeus jamaicensis (Jamaican fruit-eating bat)
Lineage: Eukaryota; Metazoa; Chordata; Mammalia; Chiroptera; Phyllostomidae
Gene: TMBIM6
Product: transmembrane BAX inhibitor motif containing 6
Exons: 10
Coding region: 142-855 (237 amino acids)
Biological process (GO): negative regulation of endoribonuclease activity; cellular response to unfolded protein; negative regulation of RNA splicing
Cellular component (GO): mitochondrial membrane
Molecular function (GO): enzyme binding
Source: RefSeq, a predicted model, not a curated record